AGUGAUCAGUCGUAAAUUUUUAUUAUCAAUUUUACUUGUUCUCAUCGAAAUAACAUAUUAUUACAAACGAUCGAAAGUAAUUUAAAAAUAGCAGCUAUGAAGUAAAUUUUAAGCACUGUAUAACUGUCUAAAAAUCAAGAAUUUUUCACAAAUAUGAGUUAUCAAGAUGAAUAUGUGGGGUCUUUCCCCAAGGUUUUUAGUUAUGGACCAUUUGAACAGAAUGGGGACAACGAUACUAGUUCUCUACAAGAGGACCCAAAACCUCGAAUUCUUUUAAUGGGAUUAAGAAGAUCUGGAAAAUCAUCAAUUCAAAAAGUUGUUUUUCAUAAAAUGUCCCCAAACGAGACGUUGUUCCUGGAAUCUACAAACAAAAUAGUCAAAGAUGAUAUAAACAACAGUAGUUUUGUACAAUUUCAAAUAUGGGACUUUCCUGGACAAAUAGAUUUCUUUGACCCAGCAUUUGAUUCAGAGUCAGUCUUUGGUGGCUGUGGUGCUCUGGUUUUUGUUAUUGAUGCUCAGGAUGAUUACCAAGAAGCAUUGGAGAAACUGUUGCUAACUGUCACAAAGGCAUAUAGAGUAAACAGCAACAUUAAGUUUGAAGUUUUCAUUCAUAAGGUUGAUGGUUUGAAUGAUGAUUACAAAAUGGAAUCACAAAGAGACAUACAUCAUCGAGCGCGAGAGGACCUAGCAGACAACAGCCUGGACCAUGUGCAUGUAUCUUUCCAUCUCACAUCUAUCUAUGACCACUCAAUAUUCGAAGCCUUCAGCAAAGUAGUGCAAAAACUUAUACCACAGCUGCCCACGUUGGAAAAUUUGCUUAACAUAUUGAUAUCUAACUCUGGAAUUGAGAAGGCUUUCCUCUUUGAUGUGGUGUCGAAAAUUUACAUAGCAACAGACAGUUCUCCGGUUGAUAUGCAAAGUUACGAGCUAUGCUGUGAUAUGAUAGAUGUGGUUAUUGAUAUUUCCGGUAUAUAUGGGAUGGUGGACGAAACUGAUAUCAAUACUUUUAACAGUCAGAGCUCAAGUUUGAUCAAACUAAACAAUGGCACUGUACUAUAUUUGAGAGAAGUUAACAAGUUUUUGGCUCUUGUAUGCAUCCUCCGAGAAGAAAAUUUCCAAAAACAAGGUGUGAUAGAUUACAACUUCCUAUGCUUUCGCGACGCGAUAACCCAGGUAUUUGAAUUAAGAAACAAAUCUCAAUGCGCUAUCAAGACUCGGGCAGACAUGGAAUACUUACACAACGGAAUCCAGGCAGCGGACAAAUCUAAUGAGCACCUGCAAGUACCUUAGCACAAUCAUAUUUAAACUGUAGAACUAUAUAUAUCAUAAUUCAUAAUAAUAUAUAUAACUUACAAUAUAAUACUGUAUUUGUAAUGUGAAAAGGAAAAAUAUAUUUUUCAUUUUAUUAUAAAAUACUUCCCUCUUGUUAUCAAUA
Messenger RNA from Aricia agestis (brown argus), 1435 nucleotides. It is a transcript of the gene RagC-D, whose product is annotated as ras-related GTP-binding protein C. Gene Ontology annotation, biological process: regulation of autophagy; cellular response to amino acid stimulus; positive regulation of TOR signaling. The transcript has 8 exons. The record is from RefSeq and is a predicted model, not a curated record. Gene Ontology annotation, molecular function: GTPase activity; GTP binding. NCBI's taxonomy places the organism in Eukaryota, Metazoa, Arthropoda, Insecta, Lepidoptera, Lycaenidae. Gene Ontology annotation, cellular component: nucleus; Gtr1-Gtr2 GTPase complex; lysosome. Bases 154 to 1290 code for a protein of 378 amino acids.